This is a messenger RNA of Setaria italica (foxtail millet), 1603 nucleotides long. Its product is annotated as glutathionyl-hydroquinone reductase YqjG. Gene Ontology annotation, molecular function: glutathione transferase activity. NCBI's taxonomy places the organism in Eukaryota, Viridiplantae, Streptophyta, Magnoliopsida, Poales, Poaceae. The coding region runs from base 111 to 1301 and encodes 396 amino acids. The transcript has 2 exons. The record is from RefSeq and is a predicted model, not a curated record. Gene Ontology annotation, cellular component: cytoplasm.
GACUUCUGUGUCACAGUGUGUCUGUGUGAGCGAGCGAGCGAGCGAGAGAGAGAGAGGACGAGGAGAGCCCACAGCCCUCUUCCAUCUCUCCGGUGGCGAAGCCAUCAGCCAUGUGGGCCACGCCAUCUCCGCCGCUUCCCCUCCGACUCCGGCGCCCACCAGGUCCGCCGCCUCGUCCCGGUCCCUUUCUCACCCGCCACCGCAGACGGCUCAACCGCAUCUCGGCCUCACAGGACCCCCUCAGCACCCUCUCCCGCCUGCUGUGGGGGCGCGCGCUGCCCCCGGCGCAGCUCGUCCUCGCGGUCCGCCACGGCUGGACCGCCGCGUGGCAGGUCCUCAUGCGGCAGCUCGCGCCCUCGGACCCGGCGACCGGCGCCUUCACCCGCACGCCGUCCCGCUUCCCCGCCGUGGUGGGGACGCCCAGCUCCCGGCUUCACCUCUACGUGGGCCUCCCCUGCCCCUGGGCCCACCGCACCCUCGUCGUCCGCGCGCUCCUCGGCCUCGAGGCCCGCCUCCCGGUCUCCGUCGCCGUCCCUGGCGACGACGGCGCGUGGUCCUUCACGCCGGACAGCCCCGACGGGCUCUACGGGAAGCGCAGGCUCCGGGAGGUGUACGCCGUGCGGAGCGGCGGGUUCGAGGGCCGGGCGUCGGUGCCGCUGCUCUGGGACGCCGAGCGCCGUGAGGUGGUCUGCAACGAGAGCAUCGAGAUCAUCAAGUACCUCUGCGGCCUCGCGGACGCCGACGGCGGCGGCGGCGGCGGCGGCGGCCUCGACCUUUGGCCGUCGGAGCUGCGCCAGGACAUCGACCGCUGGUACGGCGUCAUCUACCCCAGCGUCAACAACGGCGUCUACAGGUGCGGCUUUGCGCAGAGCCAGGAGGCGUACGACGCCGCGGCGAGCGAGCUGUUCGGCGCGCUGGACAGGCUGGAGGCCCACCUCGCCAGCUCCCGCUACCUGUGCGGGGACAGGCUCACCCUCGCCGACGUGUGCCUGUUCACGACGCUGAUCCGGUUCGACCUCGUCUACAACACGCUGUUCCGGUGCACCAGGCGGAAGCUGGCCGAGUACCCCAGCCUCCACGCCUACACGCGCGACAUCUACCAGAUGCCCAGGGUCGCCGACACGUGCGACAUGGAGGCUAUCAUGGCAGGAUACUUCAAGACCCUCUUCCCCCUCAACCCCGGCGGGAUCCAGCCCCUCCGGCCGGCGAGCUGCGACGGCGAGUCGCUCUUGAGGCCGCACGGCAGGGAGGCCUUGCCCUCUGCUGCUGGCACGCCGCUUGAAGCAGCUGCUGUUUCUUAACUCAGGCUAUGCUAUGAACAAUGCUUCUGAAGAACAUCAGAAAAGAGUCUGUUUUACACAUGCGGACAUGCCAUAGUUGCCUGUUGUACCAUACAAUGGUGCUUCACAGGAUCAGAUAGCAUCAGUAUAUCUGCAAUUUGUAGAUAAUUACUUGGACCAUGUGAGUUUGCUGGCUAAUAUGUUUUUAAGAUCUCAUCGUGUUUUCUCAAGAUAGAAUUGGUCCUGCUCAGUUCCCCAACUGUGAAUUUCCAUACUUCUUACAGUUACAAAUCCCUGGUGUCAAUGGCACACCUCUGUGAACA